AUGCAAGUUCCUAAAAUUGAAGCCUCAUAUUCCAUUCCUUAUGAAGAUGGUAAUUUUGAACAACCCGGAUUUUUCAAUGACAAUGAGCAGAGUUUUGAAGAAUCAUCUCCAUCAGUAGCACCACCUCAAGCUAGUAACUCUUACAUAUUAGUAACAAACCUGCGCACUCAGCUUCAGAUCUCUCUAGAGAAGAACUCUUGGCUAAUUCAGAGCCAGAUCAGAGACAGUAUAGUAAUGGUUAUGACUCUGGUCGCUAUGUAUGGAGAGGAAGAAAAAAUGAUGAGCGCACUAUGGAGCAACAGAAGACAGAUUCUCAGCAUUUUCAAACACAUCAAGUUAUUCAUCGAAGAUCUGGUCCUGCAGCAAUGA
Knipowitschia caucasica is the source of this 369-nucleotide messenger RNA. Lineage: Eukaryota; Metazoa; Chordata; Actinopteri; Gobiiformes; Gobiidae. The record is from the annotation of a GenBank genome assembly.